AUGCCGGAAGUGUCCGCAGAUGUGCUGGCGGCCCGCGCCAAGCUUGCUGAGUGCGGGACGUCAGUCCGCACCGGUGGCAAGGGCACGGCCCGGAGAACGAAGCUCUCCAAGCACGUGAACAACGGCGCCGACGACAAGCAGCUACAAGCGCAGCUGAAGCGUUUAGGUGUGAACAACAUCCCAGGAAUUGAGGAGGUGAACAUGUUCAAAGAGGACGGCGAGGUGUUACACUUCGCCUCCCCCAAAGUGCAAGCCUCCGUGGGUGCAAACACCUAUGUCAUUAGCGGGCACGCAGAAAACAAGAAGCUGGAGGACGAAUUGAAGACAUCAAGAAAUGACCUCCAGAGACGUUUUGGAUUGGUGGAUGAGUGCCCCACUGCGACUGCUUCCUAUGACGAAGUCCCAUUCUCCAUCAUUCUCCUGCGCCUCGGCGCGAACAAGGCCAAGUCAAGUCGAAAGCCGGCUCAAGUCGAGGCAGCGGUUUUGACGCCCGUUUUUUGGGCGGGCGCCGGGACCUCGCUGCGUGAGGGGGAGAUGUUGAAACGAGCCGCGGCGGCGAGCUGCGAAGCGCCCAACCGGGCCAUGAAGAGGAGAAUCCGACAGAGGCUUCACAAAAAGCUGGGCCUCAUGGUGUCAGGGAACGAUUUUGACAAGGCCAUUGAGCGCUUUCAUCUCUUGGAGGCCUCCAAAGAAGGUCAAGUGUGUCAAGUGCAGGACGAUGGGGACGAUGGGCGCUUCGCUUGGGAGGGUGCCUGGCCUCUGUGUGCCGUCCAGGAUGUGAAACCAUUGGAGGAGAAGGCGAUUGUCCGAGUAGAAGGCAUGGAGUCCUUCACCCACUGUGAUGUG
Messenger RNA from Cladocopium goreaui, 846 nucleotides. NCBI's taxonomy places the organism in Eukaryota, Dinophyceae, Suessiales, Symbiodiniaceae. The record is from the annotation of a GenBank genome assembly.